Mucor velutinosus is the source of this 1419-nucleotide messenger RNA. RefSeq names its product syntaxin binding protein 1. Gene Ontology annotation, biological process: ergosterol metabolic process. Gene Ontology annotation, molecular function: ergosterol O-acyltransferase activity. The record is from RefSeq and is a predicted model, not a curated record. Lineage: Eukaryota; Fungi; Mucoromycota; Mucoromycetes; Mucorales; Mucoraceae. Bases 1 to 1419 code for a protein of 472 amino acids. Gene Ontology annotation, cellular component: endoplasmic reticulum membrane. The transcript is spliced from 2 exons.
AUGACUACAGAAACAGCAAUUGACAAAAACCAAGACACCAAAACCAAGGAGACGUUCCGUAAAUUGCACAGGCUCUAUUUCAAGGCAAGAUUAUCGUCGUUUGAUACCACAAAUCCAGAGUCUAGCAGCGAUACAUUUCGAGGAUUCUAUACCUUGUUCUGGAUAGCCAUGGGGUUCUAUGUGAUUCUGACACUGGUGCGCUGCUACGAGCAAGAUGGUGUAGUGUUGAGCUUGGGGUUCUUCCGGCUCAUGUCAAGGGACACAUUAGCGUUGCUGUGUGCGGACAUGGUCAUGAUUGCACAGACCUUUGUGGUGCUGCCCUACGCUCAUCUCUUGAAGAAUGGCUAUAUACGACACAGACCUACCGGCGUUGUGCUCCAGCAUACGUUUCAAACCGUUUUUUUGUUUAGUAAUCUGUAUUGGGUAUUUUGGAGAGACUGGCCAAUGACACAAUCCACCUUUUUCACACUUCAUACCUUUGUCAUGAUGAUGAAGAUGCAUUCCUAUACAGAGCUCAACAGUGAUUUAGCGACAAAAUACAGACGACUCUUGUAUCUAAAGCAAAAGAUACCAAAGUGGAUCAAGGAGAGAGAGACAGCAUCUGACAGGGGUUAUUCAAUCGACCAACAAUCCGAGCUGGCCGCAAUGGAAACAGAACUUACGUUUCUGGACCAAGAGCUGACACAGGGCGCAACCAGAUACCCACAUAAUCUGACAUUGGCCAACUAUGUAGACUAUCUGGCGGUACCCACCUUGGUUUACUGGAUGGAGUAUCCUCGCACAGACAAGAUCCGCCCUCGUUAUGUGUUUGAAAAGACAACCGCUACUUUAGGCACCAUGCUAUUGAUCUACAUCACGACGGAAAGAUACAUUUACCCUGUACUGUACAGUCGCAACAUGUCGUCUGAUGCCAGAGUCGUGCUCGAGGUGCUUUUCCCGUUCAUCAUGAACUACAUGCUAGUGUUCUACAUUAUAUUUGAAUGCAUUCUAAACUGGUUUGCUGAAAUUACCAGGUUUGCAGAUCGCAACUUUUACGACGACUGGUGGAAUAGUGUUACGUUUGAUGAAUACGCCAGAAAAUGGAACAAACCCGUGCACCAUUGGCUGCUGCGACAUGUCUAUGCCAUCUCCAUGGACAACUACAAGAUCUCGAAAAAGAGCGCCAGUUUUGUCACCUUUCUUUUCUCAUCUUGUUUGCAUGAACUGGUCAUGGUGAUGCUGACUCGCAAGUUGCGCAUGUAUCUGUUCUUUUUGCAAAUGUCUCAGGUACCGUUGAUUACGCUUGGAAGACAGCCGUUCAUCAAGAACAAUCCGACACUGGGUAAUGUGAUCUUUUGGGUUGGCAUGUUCCUGGGUCCUCCUUUAUUAGGCAUUUUGUAUACUCGACAAGCUUUCAGGGAGAAUCUGAAUCAACCGUAG